Molecule: messenger RNA, 3969 nt
Organism: Chelonia mydas (Green sea turtle)
Lineage: Eukaryota; Metazoa; Chordata; Testudines; Cheloniidae
Gene: SPART
Product: spartin
Exons: 10
Coding region: 354-2249 (631 amino acids)
Biological process (GO): negative regulation of BMP signaling pathway; cell division
Cellular component (GO): plasma membrane
Source: RefSeq, a predicted model, not a curated record
CCAGACCCCGAUGGCGACCACGCUCGUGACCGCCCGGGCUCGCGCCGCGGCGGUGCAGCCUCGCUCCGGGCUGGGGGGCGCCGCGCCUGCAGAGGGCGCGCCCUGCUCAGGCGCCCAAAAGCCUCGGCGUGAGGGACGGGAGCAGCUGACAGGCGGUGACGUGAUUCGCAGGGCAGCUGGGAUCGCGGAGACAGUGGCGCAGAGGGAGCAGGUUGCUGGCGGGCGGCUCCAGUUCCGAGAGGCUACACUCUGAAGAAUGCUAGAUGACUGAUGAAUAGUCUGCAAAACUGAAAAUAAAAGUAAUUAACCCAAAAGUACAACAGAGACUGAAAGACUGUCAUUUGGAAAAAGUAAUGGAACAAGAACAGGAUCCUGCUAUUCUAGAAGAUGAAAACAUUAAAGCUAUUAAAGAAGAGUUCAAGAAAGCCUUUAUGUUUGUCAAUAAAGGCCUGAAUACAGAUCAAUUGGGUCAAAAGGAAGAAGCCAGGAACUACUACAAGCAAGGACUUGACCACUUGCUUAGAGGAGUUAGCAUUCCAUCACAAGGUCCUGAAUGUACAGGAUCCCAGUGGGACUCUGCCAGACAAAUGCAGCAAAAGAUGCAAGAGACUUUACAAAAUGUUAGAACUCGACUGAAUAUUCUAGAACAAAAUACUCUUGCUAGGCAAACUAAUGCCACCACAAUGAAUGUGCCUCUAGAGGUGCCCAAGCUAUACCCAGUGAUUCCCACUAAUGAAAAGCCAGCAAGGCCCCCUGCACCUAAUUCUCUGAUUCCACCAUCUGGGCCUCCUGCAGCAAAUGAAAAUGUUGCAACUACAAGCAAAGGGCAACAUCCAGCAAUGAGUCCUUCAUCUCCAAAAGCUCUCUCUCUACCACAUGAAGCUCCUCCUGCGUAUACUCCUCAAGCUACUGAUGGACACUAUACUGUAUCUUAUGGUACAGACUCUGGGGAGUUUUCAUCAGUUGGAGAGGACUACUACACAAAAUGUACUCAGCCGCCUCCCCUUGAAAGUCUAGGAGUAGAUGCAGAUGAAUUGAUCCUGAUUCGCCAAGGAGUACAGAUAUUCUUUGUGACUCCUGAUGGGCAGGUUAGUGCUCCUUCAUAUCCUGGAUACCUGCGCAUUGUGAAGUUCUUGGACACUGAUGGUGCAAUGGCCCAGAAUCGUCCGCCAGCGUUUCUUCAGGUUUGUGACUGGCUGUAUCCUCUUAUGUGCAACCAAUCUCCUGUUCUGUGCUGUAAUACUGGGGUCUACAUGUUCCCUGAUUUGAUGUCGCAGGUGCCAGGAUCCCAUGUGGGAGUAGUGCUAUCUUCAGAACUCCCAGCAGCUGACCGAGAGCUUUUUGAAGAUCUGUUAAAACAGAUGUCUGACCUCAGAGUCCAGGUGCCAAGAUCCCAUGAGGGAGUAGGAUUAUCUUCAGAACUCGCAACAGCUGACAGAGAACAUUAUGAGGAUAUGUUAAAACAGAUGUCUGACCUCAGAGUCCAGCCUUUGGAAGCUUCAAGUGAUGUGAAUAACCUGGCCCAGACUGUACGCAUCCAACCAGAGCCUGAAGGAGGAGAGAGAGAAAGAGAGUUACCUGAGUGGAGUGAGAAAGUAGCUCAUGGAAUCUUGUCAGGAGCAUCCUGGUUGAGUUGGGGUUUGGUCAAGGGAGCAGAAUAUACUGGCAAAGCAAUCCACAAAGGAGCUUCCAAAUUGCGAGAACAUAUUCAACCAGAAGAGAAACCUUUGGAAGUCAAUCCAACUGUAGCAAAGGGGUUUCAUGUAGCAAAACAAGCUACUGGAGGAGCUGUAAAAGUCAGCCGUUUUUUGGUUGAAGGGGUGUGUUCAGUAGCAAGCAGUAUUGGAAAAGAGUUAGCCCCACAUGUGAAGAAGCACGGGAGCAAAUUGGUUCCUGAGUCGCUUAAGAAAGACAAAGAUGGAAAGUCCACUUUUGAUGGUGCCAUGGUGGUAGCAGCAAGUGGAGUUCAAGGGUUUUCAACAGUAUGGCAAGGUUUGGAAAGUGCAGCAAAAUGCAUUGCUAAUAGUGUUUCAACCGAGACUGUUCACACUGUCCAGCACAAGUAUGGGGAUGAUGCAGGCCAUGCUACAGACAACGCUAUGAAUUCUGCAAUCAAUGUUGGUGUGACAGCAUUUAACAUUGACAACAUUGGUAUCAAAGCUAUAGUGAAGAAAACUGCAAAAGAGACUGGUUAUGCUGUGCUGGAUGAAUAUAAAGUACUAGAAAAAGAGAAAAAGGAUGGAAGAUAAAACAGUUAAUUUCUCAAAGCCUUACAGUAUGGAUGUAAUUUACUAUUUUAAAGUAAUGGGAUAAUGCUAAUCUAUAAUGUAAGUAUUUAUUUUUCCUAAUUGUCUUUACUAAAACUAAUUCUUUACAUACUUGAGAACUGAAGGCAUAAAACUAGCCAUUUUCUCUGAGAUGAAAGUAUCCUUCAUUUAGCAUUUCUGCAAUCAUGUAUCAAUCUGACCACUGGAAGGAUAUGGAUUUAAAUUACAUAUAGUACAUUCAGUAAAAAAAAAUCUUAAUCUAUUAAUUCAAAAACUCCAUUUUUCAAAACAUAAAAUGGAACAGUAACAUGGAUGGAAAUAUGAAUUUGUUUUGAGUAUUUUUGUAACUCUUUUGUAAAGAAAAAGGGUUGGUACUCUGAAUAGAUCUAAUAGGGUUUAUAGUUUAAUUCCACUUUUAAUUAUUAUGGUUGAAAUUAAUUUACCAAGGCAGAAUUGUCUUAUCUAAUUAUAUGCACUAAAAUUAGUUUUGGGUUCCAUCCUUCAGUUUCCAAAGACUAGGGAAAUUCCUUUAGGACAGCUAACAUUUAAAUAGCAGCUGAGCUAAUGACCAAAGUCAUAUUAAAAGAAAUGAAAGAGCGUCUGGUAGCCUCCCUCCUUUAAAGUUAAAUGCUUUUCAAAACAAAUAUUUAUGCAGACCAAAGACUUAAACCACACUGUUUAUUAGGGUGACAAGUACUCUCUGUACAAGAGAACCAACUCAAAAUUAAUCAGAAUAUUCACAAGUUGGCUGGAAGGGGGGGGAGGGAAUCAGUAAUUCUGUGAAAUCUGAUUUUUUUUUCUUUGGGGCGGAGGAACUAAUUCCAUAUUACAAAAAAAAUUAUUUUUGGUAGCUAUCAGGGUGAGACUGUAUCCAGGAAAAAAUUUUCUAUAGAAAAGCUUUCACUGACCUUUUACACUGCAUGUGUUUCACAAUCCAACUGCAAUGUCUUCAGAAAGUUUUGUAACAUUGGGUAUUACUCUGAUUAUUCCAUUAGAGGGCAGUAUUUGAAAUUUGUUUGUCUACUUCAGUAUCUAGUAUUAAAUGCCAACGAUUAUUAAAGUGAGCUUUCAGUCAUGGUAAGGGCAUGAUUUCAUGGGCAUGAACACAAUGAAAAAUUAAUUUCUGACAACUAUCCCAAUGAAUGUAAUAUACAUGCUGCUUUUUGUAAGUAGUUACGUUUUGCCCAGUUUCUACUCAGACAUGAACUGUCCUGAUGAUUCUUGUAUACCGGUGUUCUACAACAGCUUUGUGUAGUACACAGGAGUGUAGUACAUAUGAAAAACUCAGGUCAUUCUUUGCUACUGACUCAAAAAUUCAUUACUGGGCUUCACAGCUGCUAUACGUUCCAGUCUUGAUUGAACCUGUAGUGGAAACAAAAUGACAUUUACAAACUGUCCUUCACAUUGAUUGCAUUUAUUCAUGAGUAUCAGCCAGUCACACAGUUAAGUCAUUUUCUGCAAUUAAAGUCUAUACUAAUGGAUUAAUAGAAAGUAAUGCAUUUGUGUGGCUAUUACAUGCCUGCACCUGGUGAUGGUGAGAAGUAUGAGGCCAAGAGAGGAACAAUUUGACAUAAUUCCUAGAGUGUCUUGUGGAAUUGAAAUUAUAAAUAAAACAGCUUGACCUAUGUGCUUAGCAUUAUUAUGGAUGCAGAGCUACUGUGUGUAUUUUCUGUUGUGAGAAAAGUAAAAAUCUGGGACUUUU